AUGAAAUCGCACUGUUUCACCAGCGCCUUCAGCAUACGCUCGAUGCUGGCCAAUUGCGAGUCCGAGGUGGCCAAUUGCCCAGCGCCUGGAGACGGCCUCGACCCGUUGACGCCGUUGCUGGCCGUCCGCAGGUGCCGCCGAGGACAGGUCAUGCAGCCUGGACCGAUUCGAGGCGAGACGGUCUCACCUCGAGUCCCCCACAACCGGCAACAAAGCUCGACCGGCCGUGUCAAUCGGCCCGACGACCAGUUGCUCGUCGCCACGGACGCCUUCCAGACACGUCUGAGCCCUGUCCUGCUGGACGGGCGGCUGCCCAGCCCCCGAUCCCGACCCGCCGGCUCCAUCUCGCACAGUCUACCCCUGUUGCCGGGGCAACGCGAGGCGUCGUUUCUGGCCGCCGGUCUGCCUCUGACAGACGUGUUGGUACCGUUUUCCAAGUCUUUCGAUGAGCUUCCCAGUCAACAGUCACACUCGCUCUCUCUGCCGGAGACGUCGCAAUACGCCUCUUCAAGGGCCUCUUCUUCUUCAUCCGCAAAUCCUUCCAACUCAUCCAGUCCCGCCGGCCACUCGGAGCACACAAAGCCGCCGGCCUCUUCCUCCCCCCCGGACACCUGGUCGCCACGACGACAACGACGACGACGACGACGACGACGACGACGGUCACAGCUUGCGUCAGAGACGCCAGACGGAGGCGAAAAUACGUCAAGACGACUUGGCCACGAGGUCGAAUUGACCCUGUCGAGCCACAUGCACUGCCAGCUCGGCGAAGCCGAAGUGGCCGACGACGAGAUGAAGCAGAGUGAGCAAGCCGAUGCUGACGAUGAAGCUGACGAUGCUGCUCGUGGCGGCGACGACGACGACGAUGAUGAUGAUGAUGAUGAUGAUGAUGGGGAGGAGAAUGAGGACGAGGAGGAUGAGGAGGGGGAGGAGGAAGAGGAGGGGCGACUGGUGCCGGCUGGUGAGAGUGCGGCCGAUUCGGGGCGCGAGUCAGGCGCGAGGACGAGUGAGUCGUCGAGGCAACAGACGACCGGAGGCCAGAGUCCGGCGGCCGAGUCCGGCGGCCGUGCAAGCGACGGGCUCUCGGACAAGCCUCCGUUCAGCUACAACGCUCUGAUUAUGAUGGCGAUCCGCAACAGCGCCGAGCAUCGGCUCACGCUGAACGAGGCGCCCAUCCUUCACAGCUCCCUUGCUCACCCCCACCUGCCCCCCUCCCCGACUCUGUCCGGACACCUCGUAUCUACAGACCCGUCGCCACCGCCUCCACCGCCGCCGCCACCGCCGCCACCGCCAGUACCACUUCCACCGCCCGUCCCCAUGGGCCUCGGACACACAUUCACUGGCCUUCCGCCCAUUUCGUCUGUUACCAUGGCGACUGCGGCAUCUUGGCUGUCGGCCCAUUUGCCCGUGUCGUUGCAUCACCUUUUGCAGUUGGGCGGUCUCCGCGGCGGCGCGGCGUCGAAUGACCUCGAACUUGGCUACUCGCCUGCCGAUUGGCCGGCCGGUCUCGCCCUGUUGCCGGGCCAUACCGGUUUUCCCGCCUCCCCAUUAGUCGGCGCCCUGUUGCCAGGCGGCCUGUACCUGCCAUCUCACAGCCCUCCGCCGCCUCUUGUCCCCCUCGACACACCGACACCCUUGCACACCAACAGCACCGACAUUGGCAGCAUCAACAACAGCAACAGUACCAACAUUCGACAGACCAGCUGCGACCAGUUUUGGUCGACCGGGCCGCAGGCUCGAGUCCCGCGGUCGGAUGUCCUCGACGGCGUGCAGACGCACAACGGCCUGACGAGGCGGAUCGUCGAGUCGCCGCAGGAGACGAGGCCCGACCCGAUUCAUCUUCACGACCGGACGGCAGUUGCGAAGAAGGCGAAAACUCACGAGACCCAAUGCCUCAGUCGGCCUGUCUUCACGGCGUCCGGCCUACACUCGCCGUUUCUGCCCACCCUCCAACCCGCCCUGACGACGACGGCCGCGUCUCCGGCCGACUUCGGCCAGUGCAAGUCGAGUCUGGAGGAGACACGCGCUCUUCUCUUUCAGGCCUGCCUGUUGCGUCAAACCGCCUCGGCCAGCCUCAGAAUGGAUCUGCCGGGCCAGUUUUCAACUGGCCCUUCCGCGCUGACUCACUCGCCCUCACGACAACCCACGCCGAUGGCGGAUGCUGACCUCCUCGCCGCCGCGGCCGCAGAUGCCUCGGUCGUGGAUACCGCCGCCUUGGCCUGUUGGGCUUUGCAAGCCAGCUCGGCCGGCGUCACGACUGGGCACCACGGACAUCAGACAAAUCAGAACGUCGCCAGCAUG
Messenger RNA from Protopolystoma xenopodis, 2298 nucleotides. The record is from the annotation of a GenBank genome assembly. NCBI's taxonomy places the organism in Eukaryota, Metazoa, Platyhelminthes, Monogenea, Polystomatidea, Polystomatidae.